Molecule: messenger RNA, 1096 nt
Organism: Mercenaria mercenaria
Lineage: Eukaryota; Metazoa; Mollusca; Bivalvia; Venerida; Veneridae
Product: nephrin-like
Exons: 5
Source: RefSeq, a predicted model, not a curated record
AUGAGACAACUUGAGAUGGCCACUGUAUUAGGAAAACUGAAAAUGCUGGUCUUGUUACAAACGCUUUUCUGUGAGAGAAAAUCUGCCAAAAUGAAUUGCAAUUUUCUCUUGAGCAUCUUUCUCUUGAGUAUACUGCUUCCUGAUGAAGUAAAUAUGUUGAAAGUCAAUUCAUUUACCUCGACAGAUGGAAGACCUGAAAAAGGUAGUGACAUCAUAAUGAAAUGCAGUUAUACUAUCUUGAAAAGUGAUGGUCUUCAAACUUUGAUUAUAUCAAAUGAUUCGAGACACGUUGCAUCCUGUUUUGUGAAAUCCGGCAGCAUGGCAGAUUGUAGCAUUGAUCAGGGAAUUCAGAAUAAUUAUAAUGUCAGAAAUAGUACAGAAACUGCCAUAGAAUUCAAGAUUUCAAAUGUACAGAUAUCAGAUGCUGGUAAUUGGAUUUGUGGAUUUAAAACACAGUCUGGAGAUACAAUCUCAUUAAACCUGGCUGUAUAUGUCAAAGUUACCACCGUUACCAUUCAUGAUGGAAAUGCAUCACCACAAAGUGAUGAUAUCAUUGAGGUGAUUGGAAAUAAGGAGAAAACUUUGACUUGUACAACUGGAGAAAGCAACCCUGCACCUACCAUUAUAUGGUAUAUUGCUGAUCAGAAGAAGCAAAAUGGAACUGGUAUCAACUAUACAUUUACUCCUACAAAUGAUAAUCAUAACCAGAGCAUAUAUUGUAAAGCAUAUAACUUACAGCCUGCGACGGAAGCUGUUGUGUCAGCUAAACCUAAGCUAUUUGUUAAAGUUUUACCAUCAACACCAUCUCUAACAAACUGGACAUCAAGCAGCCCUGAUUUGUUCUCCGGCGAACAAGUCACAUUAAGUUGUAAAUCUACACCUACAAGGCCUGCUGUUACUGUGAAUUGGAAGAAGGGGACAUCACCUUUACUGAAUGUACGGAAGACAGCCAGUAUAAAUUCAGUGGGAUUGUGGACUGUAUUAAGUACAGUAACAUUUACUCCGCAGAAAAACGACAAUGGCCAACUUAUUUCUUGUGAAACUUCCAUCUCCAGUCAAAGUCCUCAGAAAGUGCAAAAGGCAGUUUCAGUGUGGU